Messenger RNA from Branchiostoma floridae (Florida lancelet), 1038 nucleotides. Its product is annotated as MAM and LDL-receptor class A domain-containing protein 1-like. The transcript is spliced from 8 exons. The coding region runs from base 1 to 1038 and encodes 345 amino acids. Gene Ontology annotation, cellular component: membrane. Lineage: Eukaryota; Metazoa; Chordata; Leptocardii; Amphioxiformes; Branchiostomatidae. The record is from RefSeq and is a predicted model, not a curated record.
AUGGAAACCACCCAUGUUGUGGUGUGCUUGAUUCUUCUGACAGUCUCGACCGUUGUCCGCGCGCAGAGCUGUGGCUUUGAUACCCUUGAUUUCUGCGGAUGGACCCAGGCAACUGACGAUGAGCUAGACUGGCUCAUCAACGAAGGACCGACCUCGGCGAGGCUGUUUGCGCAAGCUUUCGGUAGACCUGAACUUGGAACCGGCCCUGUGGCAGACCACACUUUAGGGGACGACCGUGGAGGCUAUGCAACGAUCCCCCACACCGGUCACAGUGACGGAGACAGGGCUCGGUUAGUCAGUCAGGAGUACACCGUUGACGUGGUGCUGCGGUUCUGGUAUCAUCUCUUCGGACAGAACAUCUUCCUAAACGUGUACCUGGACAAGGGAGGGACCUUGAAUCCCAUCUUUCAGGACUAUGAAAGUGCGUCCACCGAUGACACAUGGAAACUAAAGGUUUUGUCAAUAGUCGCAUCGGGCCCAUACAAGAUUGUAUUUGAAACGGGACGAGAUGGCAGUUUCCGUUGCCAGGCUGCUAUCGAUGAUGUGGACAUCAUCAUGUGCGGUGGUGUUUGUGAGAUUCCACCAGAACCCCAUCUAGACUGUACCUUCGAUCGUGACAUGUGCGGCUUCCAUCAGGACAACAAUGACGACAUCGACUGGACCAGACACAUGCGUGCCACGCCCAACCGUGUGUACGCCGUACAACACAGCGCACCAGAGGCAAAAACAGGACCGUUUCAUGACCACACACAGGGCCCACAUCAUAACGGGUACUACAUGUACAUAGAGUCUUCCACCCCGGCACAGACAGGUGAUGUAGCCAGGCUGUUCUCUCCCGAGACGAGCGGGCCGUGUCUGGAGUUUUACUUCCACAUGUUCGGGCCACAGAUGGGCACCCUUCAGGUGUACACCAGGCUAUCUGGUAGCACAGACACUCAGCUGCAGUGGGAGCUGAGCGGGGACAGGGGAGACACCUGGAACAGGGCAAUCAUCAACCACAACAUCACAGACAACUAUCAGCCCCACCGCUUCUCAUAA